AUCUUUAAAUAUCUUACCCAGGGUAUACAAUAGAUUUGUCCUAAUGUUUUGGAAACACCUCUGUGAAAAUACACAUAGAUACACUAAAUGAAAAUUAAAAUGUGGGAUUUUAAAGAGCCAUGUGAUAAAAACAAUGAAAUAUUUUGAAAUCAAGGAUGGGAUGUGGAUCAAGUAGUGAUGCUCCAGAAGGUCCUAGGACCGUUGUAGUUUUCGGGGCCACUGGCCUACUGGGAAGCUCUGUAGCGCGGGCGCUACUUGAGGACCCAUUUAGAUUUAAAGUAAAAUGUGUAACUAGAAGAUCAUCCAGUGAUAAAGCCAGAAAGUUGGCUGAAUUAGGUGCUAUAAUAGUAACAGCAGAUUUAGAUGACCCAAAAAGUUUAGAGAGGGCCGUAGAUGGAGCUGAUACUAUGUUCCUAACUACUCAUUAUUGGGAGGAUAAAAACAAAGAAAAAGAGGUCAUCAGAGGAUUGAACGCUAUUGAUGCUGCUGUCCAUGCUAACAUCAGACAUCUUGUGUUCAAUGGAUCUGAACUGGUAAAGAAAUAUGUAGGCAGAGAAUGUGCUCAUUUAGAUUCUAAAGCAGGGAUAGAGGAGUACAUCCGGGAAGUUGGAAGUAAAGCCGGUCGAGCAGGCAUCACGUAUACAAUCAUACGACUUCCAUUCUGGUACGAAAAUUUCUUCACAAUCUUUAAACCACAUAAAAUCAAACACGGAGUUUAUGCCAUAGCAUUGCCCCUAGAAGACAAUGACAUAGAAGCAAUAUCGGUCGAGGACGUCGGAGAAUGUGUAGCUACAAUUUUUAACAAGCCAAAAUUAUAUGCUGGAAAAACCAUCGGUUUAACUGCUGGGCGAUUAACAAUGAAAGCUGUUGUUGAAGGGUUUAAUAAACAAUUUUCAAACAGAAAAUUUGAAGAUCCGAAGAUACGAUGUAAAGAUUUUGAAAGAUUUCAGUUCGUCGGAGCAAAAGACUUGGCGGUCAUGUUUGAUUUUUUCACAUCACCUCACUGUGUACGAGACUAUAAAUUAACAAAGAAAUUAAAUUCAGACAUUCGAUCGUUUGAUAAAUGGUUAUACCACAGUAGGGAAAUUAUAGAUGAAGAAUUAAAGAAGGAUUAAUUAAUAUUUUAUAUGCAAAUUUUCCAAACAUGUUUUGGAGUUAUACGCUUCAAUUGAUCUUUUAUCAAAUUAAAACACAAGGUUUUACAAACUUUUAUAAAAGCGUGUCUGUGAUGCGGAUUCUAAAAAGGAAAAUAGAACUGUUACUGACAAGGGAGAGAAGAUAGGAGACAGGAUACCCUAACUGCUUUGCUCCUAAUUAAUAUGAGAACCAUUAAAUAGGUGGUGUAUGUCUUACAAUUUUACAUGUAGCAUUUACAAAUGUUUUACCUCUAUUUGUUUGUAAUUUAACCAGACACAUAACUUUUUUUCAGUUGUUUAACCUACAAUAUUUUUUUCUGUGAUAUGCAAGAUAUGGUUUGCAUACUUUUAACAUAGUGUUAUUCAUCAAUUUUUAGAAAUUUUGAUAUGUUGCAAAUUUGUAAUAUGAUAUAUUUAUAGACGAACAGUAUAUAAAAACUCUGUAAUAUAAAAGAAUAAUGAUAUGCAUUUUAUUUUGAAAAUUUGACCAGUUUUGCAUUUAUUAUAUCAUAUUGUUAUAAGUUUUGUUUUCAUUUACAACAAUAAAUUUGAGAAAAAAAGUGUAUUAGAACGUC
Mytilus californianus (California mussel) is the source of this 1711-nucleotide messenger RNA. Its product is annotated as nmrA-like family domain-containing protein 1. Lineage: Eukaryota; Metazoa; Mollusca; Bivalvia; Mytilida; Mytilidae. The coding region runs from base 156 to 1115 and encodes 319 amino acids. The transcript has 8 exons. The record is from RefSeq and is a predicted model, not a curated record.